Messenger RNA from Carcharodon carcharias (great white shark), 510 nucleotides. It is a transcript of the gene ppp1r14d, whose product is annotated as protein phosphatase 1 regulatory inhibitor subunit 14D. The coding region runs from base 111 to 473 and encodes 120 amino acids. Gene Ontology annotation, molecular function: protein serine/threonine phosphatase inhibitor activity. NCBI's taxonomy places the organism in Eukaryota, Metazoa, Chordata, Chondrichthyes, Lamniformes, Lamnidae. Gene Ontology annotation, cellular component: cytoplasm. The transcript has 4 exons. The record is from RefSeq and is a predicted model, not a curated record. Gene Ontology annotation, biological process: regulation of phosphorylation.
GAGUGACGGCUGCACCAGCUCUCCAUCUCACAUGCGAGCACAGGGCUUCUGCAGCUCAGACCGCCGAGGUAUUUUAUUGCACUAAUCAGUCAAGUCAGGCCAGUGCUACGAUGGCUGAGCCCAGCACGCAGUCCCGUGUCUACUUUCAGUCCCCAAGCAAAGAAGAGGAGCCUCAGUCACAGCGGAAACUGGGCAAAUUCACGGUCCGGUACGACAGGAAGGAUCUGCAGAGGAGAUUGGACAUCGAGGAGUGGCUGGACUUUCAGCUUCACCAGUUGUACGGGUGUGAGGAGGAAGAAAUCCCAGAACUUGAGAUUGACAUUGAUGAACUGCUAGAAAUCUCGGAUGAAGACCAGCGUUCCAAGCUCCAGGAGAUGUUACAUGAAUGUUGUAAACCCACAGACGAUUUUAUUAACGAGCUGCUAAUUAGAAUAAAAGGCCUUCGAAAAAUGACGGUCUCUCAAAAGAAGUGACAUGGAGUACCACCAGCAAAGGAAUGGAAUUGCCGAG